AUGUUACUCUUAUAUGUACUAUGGAUGUGCUUAUUGUCUACUGUCACUGGGUUCUCAAUCAGCAAUGAAACGAGAAUCAUCGAUUUGCCGUUGCCACAACUGAACACAGUUGAAGAACCAGCGGAUUCACCGACAACUCGCAGUUUUGCCAGCGGCACUGUCAGUACCAACAUUCUGACGCUGUUCAAAUACAAUGGUAGUCAAAUCUAUGUAUAUGGUUCUGUAUCAAAUGAAGGCGAGACGCCACAGAAAUGGAUCUUUUACUACGUACCAGUGAUGGCACCUUUACAAAGUGCACCAAAUGAUCCAUGGGUUUGGUUCGUAAAGAGUGAAGUACGUAUUAAAUUGCUAUUAGGCGAUGAUACAGUCGAAGAGAUGGCACGAAAAGCUAUAGCUAAGAAGUUUGAUACGAAAACUGCUGAAUAUUCGAAAUAUUGGGAUAUUGCACCGUUGAUGAUCGAUUCGUUGACAGCUUACAUUGUACAGGGAAGUAGUUCACCAAUUGCUGGCAUCGAACCAUUCCGCGCCGUUCACCCGAACUCACUCACCAUGAUCUUUCGCUUUAAAUGCUCAACAGAAGAGAAUGCCCGAGAAAUUGCCAAGAUGAUUCAAGCCGGCGAGUAUGAAAUUGAAGUUGCCUUCUACUUUGCUGGCUUUCAUCAAACAUCGACUAGUUUUGUAUCGAUUACUGGUGAUCAACUGAAGGCGGCUGCAAGUAAAACNAAACACGUUUGA
Adineta ricciae is the source of this 735-nucleotide messenger RNA. The record is from the annotation of a GenBank genome assembly. NCBI's taxonomy places the organism in Eukaryota, Metazoa, Rotifera, Eurotatoria, Adinetida, Adinetidae.